Coffea arabica (coffee) is the source of this 1740-nucleotide messenger RNA. NCBI's taxonomy places the organism in Eukaryota, Viridiplantae, Streptophyta, Magnoliopsida, Gentianales, Rubiaceae. The record is from RefSeq and is a predicted model, not a curated record.
CUGAGGAUAGUUAAAAGCUUGGACAGUGUACGGCUAUUUUAAUUCUUUAAACUGCUGCUGGAUCUGUGAUUCCUCAUGCCUUCAAGAAUUUUACCAAAGGAAGGCAUCUGGGGCUUCUUCUUCUACUGGAUCUGAAACAGACAGCUAGUGUUAUAUUUCUUUGACCUCUAAAUUCAUGAAAAAUUAGAGAAAGAAAGAAAAAGAUGAUAGAGUUAAUGCUCAAGAAACCUUUGCUUGGUAUUGUAGUGUUGCUGAUAGUCUCUUUGUUCCUGAUUCUGUUCUCAUCAUCUUCUCCUUUCUCUGGAACCCCUUAUAGUAUUACUUCGUUCUCAGAUAGACCGGAGAUUUGGAGUCUUCGAAGGGUUGUUGAAUGGAGACCCUGCAAAUGGUGGCUUCAACAACCUCCUUCUCCUCUACCUGCUCACAGUAAUGGUUACAUUCGUGUGGAUUGCUAUGGUGGGCUCAAUCAGAUGAGAAGGGAUUUUUGCGAUGGCGUUGGGAUAGCUCGACUGCUUAAUGCAACUCUUGUUUUGCCCAAAUUUGAAGUGGCCGCAUAUUGGAAUGAAUCAAGUGGGUUUGCAGAUGUGUUUGAUGUGGAUUACUUCAUCCAAGAAAUGAAUGGCUAUGUUAAAGUAGUUAAAGAUUUGCCUGCAGAUAUUGCAUCAAAAGAACCUUUUCGAGUGGAUUGUAGCAAGAGAAAAGGCCGGUUUGAUUAUGUUGAAAGUGUACUUCCUGCUUUAUUGGAGCAUCGUUAUAUAUCUAUGACACCUGCAAUGAGUCAGAGAAGGAGUAGGUAUCCUUUACAUGGAAAGGCUGCUCUUUGUCAAGCUUGUUAUACUGCUCUGCGACUUACUAACUCUUUGGAGAAAAAGGGCCUUGAGCUUCUGCAGGCUAUACCUAAGCCCUUCCUCUCGCUGCACCUGAGGUUUGAACCUGACAUGGUUGCAUACAGCCAAUGUGAGUACUUUGGUCUUUCUUCUACCUCCUUAAAAGCUAUAGAGGCAGCACGUGCGGACCGCAAACCCUGGGCUGGAGAAGCAUCCCGUAUUUGGAGAAACCGCGGCAAGUGUCCCCUCACUCCAAAUGAGACUGCUCUCAUUCUUCAGGCUCUUUCCGUCCCUACAAACACAAAUAUAUAUUUGGCCGCUGGAGAUGGGCUUAUGGAACUUGAAGGGCUUACCUCUGUAUACACUAAUGCUGUUAGAAAAUCCACCCUUCUUAGUGAUGAGGACUUCACAAGCAUGCAUGGAAACACAAAAGCUGCCCUUGAUUAUUAUGUAUCCAUUAACAGCGACUAUUACAUUGCUACGUACUUUGGGAAUAUGGAUAAGAUGGUAGCAGCAAUACGGGCUAUGAAGGGGUUGUACAAAACGCUUUUCUUAAGUAGGAGGGCUUUUGCAGUAUUCACAUCUCAAGGGCUCAGAGGGGAAAGAUUAAUGGAAGCACUGUGGAAGGCUCAUAUAGAGGAUUUUGUAAUGAGUAGGGGUUCUGCUUUAUCUGACUGCUUUUGUGAGUUCCAGUUAUAGGUAGAUUAUAAUCAUUUUUUAAAUCCUUUCAAAUUUAUGUAGUUUUGCAUCACUGAUUUGGUUUUGGGAGCAGAAAUUGUUACAUGAGAUACCUGGAUAGUCAGCAAGUUGUUUAAGUUGGAGACCACGGUUACUGUAUCUCGAAUAUUUGUAGAUCUGUCCCAGCAUGAAGGGCAUUGUUUAGCUAAUGAAUUGAACCAUGCAUUUGUUUUGA